Molecule: messenger RNA, 972 nt
Organism: Diceros bicornis minor
Lineage: Eukaryota; Metazoa; Chordata; Mammalia; Perissodactyla; Rhinocerotidae
Product: olfactory receptor 5M3-like
Biological process (GO): sensory perception of smell; G protein-coupled receptor signaling pathway
Cellular component (GO): membrane
Molecular function (GO): G protein-coupled receptor activity; olfactory receptor activity; odorant binding
Source: RefSeq, a predicted model, not a curated record
AUGCCCAAUUUUACUAAUGUAACAAAAUUUAUUCUUUUGGGAUUAACCAGUCAGCCUGAAUUACAAUUCCUCUUCUUUGUGGUUUUCUUACUGGUCUACAUUUUCACCCUGAUUGGGAACAUUGGUAUGAUCAUAUUAAUCAGGAUCAGUCCCCAGCUCAACAGCCCCAUGUAUUUUUUCCUCAGUCACUUCUUUGCAGAUAUGUGGUUCUCCUCUAAUGCCACUCUUAAGAUGUUGGAAAAUUUUACAUCUGAGACCAAAACUCUUUCCUACUCUUGUUGUAUAGUGCAGUGUUUUUGCUUCAUUGCCUUUGUCCACGAGGAAGUCUUCAUCCUUGCUGUGAUGGCCUUUGGUAGAUACAUGGCGAUUGGCAACCCUCUGCUCUAUGGCAGCAGAAUGUCAUGGACUGUCUGUAUGCGACUGAUCUCUUUCCCUUACAUAUAUGGCUUCUUUAUUAGUUUGAUCUCCACAUUGUGGACCCAUAGUUUGUACUUCUGUGGGAACAUUGAGAGCAACCAUUUCCACUGUGCAGACCCAGCUCUUAUUAAAAUAGCCUGUGCAGGAAACUUCAUUAAAGAAUACACCACGCACACACUGGCAGGUCUCAACCUCUCUUAUUCUUUAUUAGUCCUUAUCAUCUCCUACAUAUUUAUAUUUAUUGCUAUCCUAAGAAUGUGCUCAGCAGAAGGAAGAAAGAAAACCUUCUCCACAUGUGGAUCCCAUUUGACAGCUGUCACCAUAUUUUAUGGAACUCUCUUCUUCAUGUAUCUCAGAAGUCCAACUGAAGAGUCUGUGGAACAGGGAAGAAUGGUGGCUGUGUUCUACACCACAGUAAUUCCUAUGCUGAAUCCCGUGAUCUACAGUCUCAGGAACAAAGAUGUAAAGGAAGCCAUGAGCAAAGCAAUCAGUAGAACAUUUUUGACUAAAAAUAAUAGUAAUUUACAAUGUACUAUGAGACCCAUAGUUCAAUAG